GAGCCCGUAAACGCAGUCAAUGAUAAAGGAAUCAACGAAAUAACUUACUCGUUACGUCUAAGGCUCCAACUAGCGUUCUAAAGGGCGGAUUUGGUUUUACAAGUUACGACAGAAUUCAAGAUAACUUUAAUCCAGUGCGUGCGGCUGACGCAGAUUGUUUCACUAUGAAGAUGAUGAACAGGUAUUCUUUCAUAUUGUUGAGUUCUGCGGUUUUGCUUUGUGGGUUCGUUGAAUUGGGCCUUUCUCGAGAGGACAGUUUCCACAAGAUGAAGUUCGGAGGCGUUCAGACAUGCAAGGGCUCCCAAAACGGCGCUGAGAUGGAAAGCCUUGCACGAUUCGCUGUUCAAGAACACAACAAGAAGGAGAAUUCCCUUCUUGAGUUCUCAAGGGUGUUGAAGGCCAGGGAACAGGUGGUUGCUGGCAUGAUGUAUCAUCUUACUCUCGAAGCAGUUGAUGCUGGCAAGAAGAAGAUAUAUCAAGCCAAAGUCUGGGUGAAGCCAUGGAUGAACUUCAAGAAGUUAGAGGAGUUCAAGCAUGCCAAGGAUGGCCCUUCAUUCACUACUUCAGACCUUGGCGUCAAACACGAUGGCCGUGAUCUAGAAUGGCAUGAAGUACCAACGAAUGAUUUAGAAGUCCAAGGUGCAGCAAGUUAUGCUGUGAAGUCCAUCCAGCAGAGUUCCAACUCAUUGAAUCCAUAUGAACUUUUAGAGAUCCUUCAUGCUAAGGCCAAGGUUAUUGAAGAUUAUGCCAGAUAUGAAUUGCAUCUGAAGUUGCAGUGGGGAGUUGAAGAAGUGAAGUUCCAGGUUGAAGUAAUAAAGAACAGUGAUGGAAAGUUUCAUUUGAAAUAUUUCUAUUAGAUAAAUGUUUACUGUUUAAAACUAUGGAUUGAGGCUUGCUAUCUUCAACAGUAUGAUUGUAACAAUAAGAACCAGAAACUAGUAAAUAUGUAAAUUUUAAUAUCUACUCUUGUGAUAUGUGUGGAUAGGGAAUAAACAGGCUGCUGCCUCUUUAUAUAGUGUUAUAUGUCUAAAUAUGAGCCAACUUUAUUAAUGUU
Molecule: messenger RNA, 1054 nt
Organism: Mangifera indica (mango)
Lineage: Eukaryota; Viridiplantae; Streptophyta; Magnoliopsida; Sapindales; Anacardiaceae
Product: cysteine proteinase inhibitor 6-like
Exons: 4
Coding region: 165-857 (230 amino acids)
Molecular function (GO): cysteine-type endopeptidase inhibitor activity
Source: RefSeq, a predicted model, not a curated record